This is a messenger RNA of Zingiber officinale, 950 nucleotides long. RefSeq names its product 60S ribosomal protein L15-2-like. The transcript is spliced from 4 exons. Lineage: Eukaryota; Viridiplantae; Streptophyta; Magnoliopsida; Zingiberales; Zingiberaceae. Gene Ontology annotation, cellular component: cytosolic large ribosomal subunit; ribosome. Gene Ontology annotation, molecular function: RNA binding; structural constituent of ribosome. The coding region runs from base 149 to 763 and encodes 204 amino acids. The record is from RefSeq and is a predicted model, not a curated record. Gene Ontology annotation, biological process: cytoplasmic translation.
ACGGUUGAUAUCACAUUUAUUGGAUCCGACGGUUUUCCUUGCCUUCUUCCUUUAUAAACUCGGAUCUUCCUCCGCCUUCGUAUCUCCUCAACAGCGCCGCCGCAGAUCUCAAGCACUAAACCGACGACCGGAGCUCAUCCUCGGCGGAAUGGGGGCUUACAAGUACGUGUCGGAGCUUUGGAGGAAGAAGCAGUCGGAUGUGAUGCGAUUCCUGCAGCGAGUGAGGUGCUGGGAGUAUCGCCAGCUGCCAUCGAUUGUUCGGGUCACCAGGCCGACGCGCCCCGACAAAGCUCGUCGCCUCGGUUACAAAGCCAAGCAGGGAUAUGUCAUUUACCGGGUUCGUGUCAGACGUGGUGGGAGAAAGAGGCCAGUGCCAAAGGGUAUUGUGUAUGGAAAGCCAAAGAAUCAGGGUAUCACCCAGCUGAAAUUCCAAAGAAACAAGAGGUCUGUUGCUGAGGAGAGAGCUGGAAGGAAGCUGGGAGGACUGAGGGUGCUCAACUCUUACUGGGUCAAUGAGGAUUCCACUUACAAGUAUUUUGAAGUCAUUCUGGUUGAUGCUGCACACACCGUGAUCCGAAAUGAUCCCAGGAUCAACUGGAUCUGCAAAGGUGUGCAUAAACACAGGGAGCUUCGUGGACUCACCUCUGCUGGCAAGAAGUAUCGUGGCCUCCGCGGCAAAGGCCAUCGCCAUCACAAAGCACGGCCCUCUCGCAGAGCAACCUGGAAGAGAAACCAGACAUUGUCUCUCCGCCGCUAUCGUUAGGUUCUUUGGUCGGCUGCUGGUUGCAACCAUUGAAGUGGAGCAGUUGCUGGUUCUAUUUUGGUCCAAAUUGAGAAUUGUUGUUUGAAAGUGUUAAGACUUUGCAACUUUGUUUCUGUACCUGUGACUUAUUCAUGAACUGGAGAUGCGAUUAUUUCUUUUUCUAAUUAAAUUUCUGUUUUUGUUGAAA